Hydractinia symbiolongicarpus is the source of this 1547-nucleotide messenger RNA. RefSeq lists its product as uncharacterized. The record is from RefSeq and is a predicted model, not a curated record. The transcript is spliced from 6 exons. The coding region runs from base 53 to 1126 and encodes 357 amino acids. NCBI's taxonomy places the organism in Eukaryota, Metazoa, Cnidaria, Hydrozoa, Anthoathecata, Hydractiniidae.
UUUGCUUAUUAGAAAUAUUAAAUUAAGAUACUUGUGAUAUUUAGAGUCAAAAAUGUCGAAAACAAAUAUUGUUUUGUUGACUUGUUGGUUGCUGCUCCUAGUUUCAGUGCAUGGUAUUCCAUUUCUUGACAAUGAUAAUAUUUCAAGGCAACAAAAUAUGUUAUCUUUAACUGGGGGGAUCAAAUUAUCAUGGCACAUCGCAACUGAUGGCUAUCUUACAAUGAAUGUGGUCAUGCCUCAUCAAUAUACAUGGUCUGUGGUAGGCUUCCAUAAAAUGGAGUACGAGUCAUCACCUUCAGAAGAUUUGGCAUUUAUACAUCCAAGAAAGCGAAACAAAAUCAAAAUUUAUAUCAGGACAUUGACUUUUAACAGUGUUGGCGACAUCAUAAAAUCUCCAAGAAAUGUUUACAUCAAAAGCAAUCAAAAGAUAUCUGUUGAUCAAUAUGAAUUAACCCUCGAAAGAGAUUUGGGUGAUUUACCUUAUGGUCAACCUGUCAAGUUAAUUUGGGCUUAUGGUGAUGAAAACGGGGCAGCCAUUUUUAACGAUUUCAAAAGCAAAUUACACGAAGCUGUUGUGACGUUAAAUGAUCCAACCUCACUAAAACUGUUGCAGCCUACCACUACACCACAACCUGUUGAUGUCAAUUCCAUUGGUAUUUCGAAUGAAUCCGGACCAGUAAAAUCAAGUCCAGAAGCAACCGAAAUCCCAUCAGCAACCGAAGUACCACUAGCAACUAAAAUACCACUAAGCACUGAAUCAUCCACUCUAGCAAAUGAAAGCAGUGAAGUAAUGCCUGUUAUCGAUGAAAAAUCAAAUAUCAAAACUAUAAGUACUGUUUUAGUGAACGGAACAACUCCUUGUCCCACUAAGAAAUGCAAUUGUCCAGGAGCUGGACAUUGGUACGAAAAUAUCACGAAUAGUUUGUACAUGGCUAUCAUUGGCGCUUCAGCACUUUUCACUGGAAUGUUGACACUUUGUGUUGCGUGUUGUUGCGCAAGGAAAACUUCAAGGCUUCCUAAAGUGAGGAAACACAAAGUGGCGUUUUAUAAAGUGGAUGAUUUCGAUUCGGAUGCCGAAGAGGAAAUCGAAUUUCUCAGAGAAGAGAAAGCGAAGGCUUCGAGUUAAAACGAAUAAUCGAUGCAUGAAAUGUAAUGUGUUGUUUCGGAUAACUUUAAUAUUUUCUAUAUUUAUUUCUUGUCAUGUGCACCAACUGAAAAAACCAAAGUGUUUUUUUGCAGGAAUCUUAUCUAGGCAAAAAAUUCUGGAAGUUAAAUAAGCGAGCCUAAAAUCAGUUUAUUUGCUGUUUAAAUUUUCCAGUAUAAUUUUAUUUAUCAAAAGUUGUAAAUAUUUGUGUUGUAACUAAUUGCAUAAAUUUAUGUUUCGCAUAGAAUUUUUUUUAUUUUAAGUGAGAGUGACCACGAAUUUUUCUCUCUUGUGUAUUUUUCUACCUGCGGCUGCAUUUUUUUGUUACAAUUUAUUUAUGUCAGUUUUUUCUUCAUAAAUUUUGGAUGCGGUGUUUUUUAUAAUAAUAAAACGGUUUAAUUUA